Molecule: messenger RNA, 1240 nt
Organism: Canis lupus familiaris (dog)
Lineage: Eukaryota; Metazoa; Chordata; Mammalia; Carnivora; Canidae
Gene: TSPAN31
Product: tetraspanin 31
Exons: 6
Coding region: 148-780 (210 amino acids)
Cellular component (GO): membrane
Source: RefSeq, a predicted model, not a curated record
GCGCAGGGGUGGGACGGGGCAGGCGCACAGGACGGGGCUUGGCGGGACUCGAUUUAAAGAGACAGAAGCUGCCGGGGCCCAAGAAGACGGUCCCCAGGACCCUCCCCCCGAGUCCUUGGGACCGCCUGGGUCCCCAGAGCCGGGGAGAUGGUUUGCGGUGGCUUCGCCUGCUCCAAAAAUGCGCUGUGCGCUCUCAACGUGGUCUACAUGCUGGUGGGCUUGUUGCUCAUUGGAGUGGCUGCUUGGGGGAAGGGCCUGGGCCUGGUGUCCAGCAUCCACAUCAUCGGAGGAGUCAUUGCCGUGGGGGUCUUCCUUCUUCUCAUCGCCGUGGCUGGACUGGUGGGUGCUGUCAACCACCACCAAGUCCUGCUCUUCUUUUAUAUGAUCAUCCUUGGUUUGGUCUUCAUCUUCCAGUUUGGAAUCUCUUGUUCAUGUCUGGCUAUUAACCGAAGCAAACAGACAGAUGUCAUCAAUGCUUCUUGGUGGGUCAUGAGCAACAACACCAGGGAUGAACUGGAAAGAAGUUUUGAUUGUUGUGGCUUGUUCAACCUUACAACCCUGUAUCAACAGGAUUAUGCUUUCUGCACUGCAAUCUGCAAGAGCCGGAGCUCCACAUGCCAGAUGUGUGGAGAAAAGUUCCUCAAGCAUUCAGAUGAAGCACUGAAAAUCCUGGGGGGUGUUGGACUCUUCUUUAGCUUUACAGAGAUUCUUGGUGUUUGGCUAGCAAUGAGAUUUCGGAAUCAGAAGGAUCCUCGAGCUAACCCCAGUGCCUUUCUAUGAGACUCUGGACCCUUCUGACUUUUGCUCUCUGUUCUCCCUAAGCUUUUCUUCCUCCCUUAGGGAAAACGUAGGGUCUGUAGCCCUUUUUGUUUGAGAAAAAGGAAAGGCCCUUUGCCACACAUCCCAAAAGGACUGAACAGCCAGGCUGUGUGCCUUGACAUGUUUAGUGGGGACAAGAUCGUAAGGAAUAAAGAACUUCCUCCCUCUCUCCCUAAGUGGAUAUGAGAAGCUCCUGGGAGCGCAUGAAGUGGGAUAUGGGGUUGGAGUCCUUCCUGGCUCUGUUUCCCUUUUCCCUUCCACAUGCUAGACCAACUCGAUACAUUGUGGCCUGGCUCCAAGGGUAAAUCAGGGACGGAAUCAGGGAAAAAAAAAAACCACUUUCUUACAAUAAGCAAGACCCAGUUUGGGGAAGUUCAGUGAAUAUAAAAAUAAAAGCCACUUAAGCUCCGUAUUCAAAGAA